Molecule: messenger RNA, 1796 nt
Organism: Fusarium redolens
Lineage: Eukaryota; Fungi; Ascomycota; Sordariomycetes; Hypocreales; Nectriaceae
Product: Alpha/Beta hydrolase protein
Exons: 2
Coding region: 186-1352 (388 amino acids)
Molecular function (GO): hydrolase activity
Source: RefSeq, a predicted model, not a curated record
CUCGAAGCCAUAUCAUAUGUGCUGGAUUUGCAAUUCUUCAUCAAGACCAUCAAUGUGGGCUUCGCAGACAACCAAUCGAAGUGGUACAAUGACCACCCUCCCAGCGACUACGUGACAGGUUAAAGACCCCCGUCCGUCCCGCCCUACAUAACGUAGGAUUUUUUAGAUACCGCCACCACGAUAAAAUGGCCGGUUUUCACACUAAGACCCAGUUGGUAAAGGAGAGUCCGCCUUGGACGCGCCGCAUCGCAUACAAUGUCCAAAUCAGGGCAAUACAAGCGGCUCUGACAACCAUCGACUGGUUGGGUUCAUUCAGCAGAACUUCAGCCAACGCACCCAAUAUUGUCAAGACAUACAAUGUGAGAGAUCAUUUACCUGUGCGGGUUUUUCUUCCUUCUUCCUAUGAAGGCGGCUCAUCCAAGACACUUCCGACGCUGUUUACUAUUCAUGGCGGUGGCUUUUGUAUAGGCUCGUCUCACGAUGAUGACGCUUGGAACCGUUCCUUUUCCGACACUCACUCAGUGCUGGUUAUUGCAUUGAACUAUAGCAAAGCCCCAGCAGCUCCGUUCCCUACCGGCUUAGAUGAUCUUGUAUCGCUAUAUCUAGCUGCUUUGGAUGAUGAGUCUCUCCCCAUUGAUAAGGCAAAUGACGGACGUGUCGCUAUCUGUGGGUUCAGUGCAGGCGGCAAUCUGAGCCUGGGCUUGUCUCAGCGCCUGCUUCAGUCUGACCACUGCCCGUGCCGUCCCCGUGCAGCUAUCUCUGUCUACGGUGCACUUGAUCUAAGCCGUUCACCAGAGGCAAAGGCUAGUACGCGUCAGUAUAAAACGGAUGCUAGUCUCGGCUCCCCGCGUACAUCCGCACGCGAUCUCCUCCUCAACAUGGCCCCGCUCUUCGAUUGGAGUUAUCUGCCCGAUGGACAAAAUCUGCAAGAUCCUCUAGUGAGCCCUGGCCCGUGCGCUGAUCCAGAUGAUCUCCCUCCCCAUAUUUUCAUCAUUGCGUCGGAACUGGACAUGUUGGCAAAGGAAAGUCUCGAAUGUGCAAGCCGUCUGGCCCGCUCAAGAGGAGGCUCCGGAAUCUCGGUCGCUGAUUCCGAAGUAGCUCACUGCGGGCGUUCAGAGCCUGGAAGACCUGGGGAGCUGGUGUUGGACGAUAAGCGAUUUGCUUGGCAGGAAACCUUUCCUAACGGCAGCGUCAGAUGGCUCCUGGUGCCGGAUGUGCUGCAUGGUUUUGAUAGUCUGCCCAUGCGUGAGAGGUUUGGAGGAGAAGAGACGAUCAAGGAUGCAGAGCUCAAGACAGAAGCAUAUUGCAAGCUGUUAGGUGACUGGCUUCUUAACACAGUCUUCAGUGCUUGAAGGAAGCAGCACAGACACACUCCCUUCAAGUCUCGAAUCAGCUACUGUCGUCAUUUCUCUGUUUAUACACAGUAAAUACAUCUCGACUCAAAGUCAUCUCGACAAUCUAGACACGAUCAGUGCGGCUUGAUUCUAAGAGAUUGUCAGCUUCAAAGUUACUCAUAGGAAUCACUGUAUAGAGAGUCCAAAGACAAAAACACAUCAAGCUAUCAAUACCGUUCUAUUUGGAAUAGUCAGUGCCAAGAGAAUCUAGACUCUUUAGAGCGUAUGCCUUGAUUGUGUCUGGCCCAACUUGGUGACUGAACCGGUACAUAGAAAUAAUACAGGGAUAUGCAUGCCUUGAAUGCCACCCCAAGUGCCCUAACCUUGCACAAUAUAUCGGAAAGGGCCCGAGUAGCAUUCCGGGUAGAUCCCGAAACACUCGGGCAUCAGUCGCUUAGACUA